Molecule: messenger RNA, 1591 nt
Organism: Penaeus vannamei (Pacific white shrimp)
Lineage: Eukaryota; Metazoa; Arthropoda; Malacostraca; Decapoda; Penaeidae
Product: PRELI domain-containing protein 2
Biological process (GO): phospholipid transport
Cellular component (GO): mitochondrial intermembrane space
Molecular function (GO): phosphatidic acid transfer activity
Source: RefSeq, a predicted model, not a curated record
UCCGCGGCGCCGCAGUCAGCCCGCUCUCUCUCACGCGCCGACCAUCACGUCCGCAGCGAAGGGAGGAAAGCCUCGGGCGCGGGUCGUGCACUCCGUCUCUCUCGGUUUCUGGAUUUAAAUGCAUGGAGGAAAUUCGCUCCUUAUAGUUGGCGCGGGCUGGCCGUGUUGACAGCAGGUGUUGAGAAUGACAGUUACAGUCACGGCGGAACACAUCUACCAGGCCCCAGUUGAGCUCGUGGCAGCCACUCAUCUCACAAAGUUUCCGAACGAGUACGACAAGGACAUCAUUUCUUGCAAUGUUAUAGAAAGAAACACAGACAAGGAAGGAAGAUUAUAUACCAAGAGAGUUGCAGCGGUGCGGAAUGUGCUACCUACAUUUCUGCGGAGGGUUUCAAGUUUACAAGUGGAGAAACUGGAACUUCAAGAAGAAUGCUGGUGGAACAGAAAAAAGAGAACCUUUGAUGUUGAAUCUCAAAACCUUUCUGUGUCAGACUGGGUCACGAUGAAAGAAGCCUCCACUUACAAGCCACAUCAUCAGAAUCCAAAUUGGACGCAAUUCAAUCAGGAGGGCACAAUCACCGUCCAUGGCCUUGGGAGGAUUGGUUCACUUAUUGAACUUUUUGGUAAAAGGUUCUUGAGUGUUGGUGCUCAGCGUGGCAUUACCAUCACUGAAACGCUUAUGGCCGAGCGCUCAAAGAGAUUCUCAAGGGUCUGGUAUUCAGAAUUUCUCUUUGCAUAAAGAUGGACAGAUCUAUGUGAAGUAUUAUUCCUAACCACGACAAUAAAAAUAUCUAGUCUGCAACUUCAGAAAUCAUGCUCAGUUUGCUGUCAACAUCUAAAGAGUCUUCCUAGUAAUAUUAAUAACAAGGAAAUGCAUUAGAUAUUAGGCAGUAUCUUGGAUUUUAUUUUUUAUGAACAAUUUCAGGAACACGGAUGAUUGUGUAUUUUUCCACUUUUGUGUACGUUUUAAGGAGGUGAUACGUUUUAGGAUUUUGUAUGAGAAGAAAUACUGUAUUUAGGGUUUAGUGAGCAGAUUUUUCAGGUAGAAAGAAUAUAAGGGUCUUAACUAAUAGUAUAUAUAAAGUGUAUCCACUAUUUAUGGUACUGGUGAUUUUUAGGUAGCAUGUUUUGUACUUUUGAACUUAGUAGGUGAUAAUCAUAGUACUUAGACAAGAUUCCAGUUUUUAUUUAAAAAUCUGCUUGUAAUAACAAAUCAUUCCAGGGAUUUCAACUGCUUAUGAAUGUCGGAAAAGUAUCAAGAGUUAUUAAAAGCAUAUGAAGGAGGAGAUUACCGCUGUAUUUAUCUGAAGAACAAGUCAGGUUUAUUGCUUAUGUUUUAUUUAAAGUUGCAACCUGUGUCUUUAUUUAUGUGUGGGUGAGUGUUAAUCAUGGAUGACAGUAUGAACAAAGAAAACCCUGAAUGUAAAUGUUUGAAAUCCAAAAUAUGGAAAUCUCCCAAGAAACAUUUAGAAGUUUCCCAGCCAAGGUGUAGUUCGUGAUUGUUGUGAAUAGAUAUGUUAAUAUUUUAUAUUUUGGUGUACACCUAUUACAUCUUAUAUGUUCAAACAAAUAAAAGGUGAAAAUGUGAAAA